Messenger RNA from Kwoniella mangroviensis CBS 8507, 2220 nucleotides. RefSeq lists its product as uncharacterized. The record is from RefSeq and is a predicted model, not a curated record. The transcript has 7 exons. The coding region runs from base 1 to 2220 and encodes 739 amino acids. Gene Ontology annotation, molecular function: protein binding. Lineage: Eukaryota; Fungi; Basidiomycota; Tremellomycetes; Tremellales; Cryptococcaceae.
AUGAUACUCGCGGAAGAGCUCCACCGUCCUCUGGCCAAACGGUCAAGAUCAAGCAACAGCACACAAUCUCAAAAUCCCUCUGGUUUGCUAUCUCUACCUGAUGAGAUCCUAGAGCAAGUAUAUCUAUUCUUAGGACACAAUGAAAGACUGCAUCUGAGAUCGGUCUGUAGAGCGUUGCGAAACGUAUACGAUUCAUCUGCGUUAUUGCAGUACAAAUUCACAUUAGAGACUACAGGAUAUCUUGAUGUUCCAUACGAACCAUCAUCUUCAUCUCUCACUAGUCCUCACGAGAACUCGAAGCACACCUCUAUCUCUUCAUCGCCUGAAGAUCUAUCUUCCAACUCGUCAUCGUCUAUCAUCACCCUCAAAUCCCCUCAUACAGGCCGACCAAGACAGACCGUCCCAUCUGUCUCACUAGCAUCAUGGCCCAAGGAACCUUCCACCUUGAUUGCACAUGAUACUGUCAUCUCACCGGCCGACAGGAACAAGUUGUUGAAAGAACGAGAAAAGAGGUGGGAGACGUUGGAUUGGGGUGAGAAAAGGACAUUCAAAGUACAAGGUAGAGAAGGUGUAUAUGAAUUGCAGGAAGGCAUAUUCUUGAUGUGUGAUGAUUUCAAUGAUAUUGAUGAUGAUAAGCCUUCUUCAAUAAGGCUUGUACCUCUACCAUCGAUGCAAGAUCCAGAUCUAGAAGACCCACCUAUACAGACUACGUCCCAUAAAGUUGAUUUCCCAAUCUCAGAUCUUACUAUGGAUCCCACACAAGAUCUGAUCGUAGUCAGCGAAUAUAGACCCGAAUCAUCAGAUGCUCAGCGAUCCGCUCCUACCCAUCGAUAUCACCUCUUGACAUUAUCGACUUUGAAACCACAUCCAUUGGCAAAUUCACCUACUUUAGACUUCCCGCCUUUCUCACAGGCUAUCAUGGAUACUCGACAGUUGCUGCAGGUCAUGGGUGAUACCCUUGUAGUACAGGUGUCGAGAUUUGCUCCUGCUUGGGUAUUGGCCGGGCUGGGUUUUGGAAUAGGCGCAUUGGGUGGUUUGGGUCACGAAGAGGAGAUGGUAGCUUGGAAUUGGAAAACUGGGAAGGUUUUAUCUCGUAUAUCGCUACCUGAAAAUGGAUGGUUCUCAUCGUUCGCCCUCUUGACACCCACGACAUUCCUAGUCACAUCGACGUCCAAUAUAUCACCUGUCUUGCCCUCAGAGACCCGAUCAGUCGGAUCAAUAUUCCCGCCGGUUAUCCAGGUAUAUUCAUUCUUACCCGACCCCAACAACCCCAUUGAUCCUGUGCAACCUCUGAAUACUGAUCCAAUGGAUGACACGACCCCUCGGCCAGUCCUAUUGGCGCAAUUACAAUUGCCUCAUUUCGCGGACAAUGUAUCAAUUCAUGCGUUUGACGUAAGACCGGAUCCUGCUUUCCCACCUAAUUCAGGCUCUGGCCCUACCUUGGGUAAAACCAAACCCUUCACGCAAAACCCAAGUAAAGGAAUGAUGGUAUUUGAAUUGAAAGUGGUUGGAAAUACGGAAGAUGAUAACAUACCGAUCAGAGAUCGAAAGAAAUCAUACGAGAUUUUCAUACUUCGUGAAACGCUAGUAAAGUAUGCGAUAGAAGGGGAGGAAAGGCUGAAGGAAGCAUAUAAAAAUGGAGGUGAUUUCGAUGGAUUAGGGAUAAGAGGUGUGGAGAAGAACGUACCCUGGAGUGAAUGGGGUGAGGGUAAUACAAGGUUCAUGGAUGCUGUCAUGAAAAGAAGGAGCUGGGUAUGUUCAUGUUCGGGAUACCGGUUUGUCUCCCUUAUGCCUGCCAUCCGACCCUCGGGACAUGGCCUAUGGCCUUCAAAUGAGGAUCUCAAUCUGGAUGAUCUGGAGGAUGAGACACACGAGAUCAUCCCUCCACCUAAACGAUCGGAUCUUAUGAUAUUCGAUUUUUCACCUGUCAAUAUACGUAGAACCCACUCUACUGAGGAAGAACCGAUGGAUUUCAUGGAUUACGCUAAGAAGGAUUGGUCGAUCAAAGUUAGAGAUACACCUUCGAUGCUUCCUAAAGGGAAUAUAUGGAAAAAUGAUGUGAAAAGUGCACUGCCGUUCAGAGAAAUAAGAAAGGAUCAUGGUGGAUUGGCAAAUGGAGUCAUGUGUGAUGAUCAGCGAAUCAUAGUGAUUCAUACACAGGCUAGACGGAAUGGUGAUUGGUCGACUAUAAGUCAAGAAAUGAGUGUGCUAUGCAUGUAA